Molecule: messenger RNA, 9486 nt
Organism: Fukomys damarensis (Damara mole-rat)
Lineage: Eukaryota; Metazoa; Chordata; Mammalia; Rodentia; Bathyergidae
Gene: Colq
Product: collagen like tail subunit of asymmetric acetylcholinesterase
Exons: 17
Coding region: 266-1933 (555 amino acids)
Molecular function (GO): heparin binding
Source: RefSeq, a predicted model, not a curated record
GGUUAAAUGGCAGUGCUUAUUGUUAAGUACUAAUAAUCUUGUCUUCCUAUGACCUAGCAGUCUGUGUGUGUGUGUGUGUGUGUGUUGUCACUGUUUUGGUUAAACUUGGCUUUGUAGGAAGUGUAGGAAGCACUCUGGCACAGCCCUAGGGUGCGCAGCUGAGACCAGGCCAGCAGGUCCUCCCUGCAGCAGAGGAGGGCGGCAUCUCCGUGGACGCCUCCGUGGGGGCUGGCCGGGCAGUACUGACAGGCGGGUUCUGAGCCAGAUGAAAUGCAGUCUGUUUGUCAGUCAAGCUCCAUUUCCCCUCAGCUCUCAUGGCCGAUCACUAUCUGUAGGUCCCCAGCCUCAGGUCCUCCCCUGGGCAGAGGGCAUUCUGUCGUCAAAGCCCGUCCUGGGUGGACAGGACACUGCUCCUGGCUGCUCAGGACUGGCCCCGGUCCCCUGGCAUCAGGGCCAGAAGCAGCAUCAAAGCAGGGAUUGGCCAACUCCCACCCCAAAUGCCCAGCAGGCCAGGCUCAGGAGCACUGGGGGCGUGACAAAGCUCAGCCCGUCUCCAGCCUGUGUUCCCGGCCAGUCUGCCUCAGGCCUCCGCACCAUGACGGGCCCAUCAUUCAGCCUCGCACAUCUGCUCACCAUUUCAGGACUGCUCUGUUACUCAGCUUGCUGCUGGGCCCUUCCUGGCCUGGAUCAGAAGAAGCGUAGCAGCCACAAGACAUGUUGCCUCCUGACACCCCCUCCACCCCCUCUCUUCCCACCACCAUUCUUCAGAAGAGGCCACAGUCUGCUUCUCUCCCCAGACGUGAAGAAUCUCCUCCUAGAACUCGAGACCUCACAGUCCCCAUGCCUGCAAAGCUCACUCGGCUCCCCUGGGCCCCCCGGCCCCCAGGGUCCACCAGGGCUUCCUGGCAAGAUAGGACCAAAGGGAGAAAAGGGAGAACUUGGCCGGCCAGGAAGGAAGGGUAGACCUGGCCCCCCAGGUGUUCCGGGCAUGCCUGGGCCCAUUGGCUGGCCAGGCCCUGAAGGACCCAGGGGUGAAAAAGGUGACCUGGGUAUGAUGGGCUUGCCAGGGUCAAGAGGACCAGUGGGCUCCAAGGGCUACCCCGGAUCCAAAGGAGAAAAGGGAUCCAGAGGUGAAAAGGGGGACUUGGGUCCCAAAGGAGAAAAGGGUUUCCCAGGAUUUCCUGGAAUGUUGGGGCAGAAAGGUGAAAUGGGUCCAAAGGGUGAGCCUGGGAUAGGAGGACACCGAGGACCCACAGGAAGACCAGGAAAACGAGGGAAGCAGGGACAGAAGGGAGAUAGUGGAGUUGUGGGCCCACCUGGCAAGCCUGGGCCUUCUGGCCAUCCAGGCCCUCCGGGCCCCCCGGGCCCCCCAUCUGCAGGACAGCUUGUAAUGGGACUCAAAGGGGAAAGAGGAUUUCCUGGGCCUCCAGGAAGAUGUCUCUGUGGACCCCCUAUGAAUGUGAAUAACCCUUCCUACGGCGAAUCCAUGUAUGGGCCCGGUUCCCCAAGAGUUCCUGUGAUUUUUGUCGUCAAUAACCAGGAGGAGCUUGAGAGGCUGAACACCCAAAACGCCAUUGCCUUCCGCAGAGACCAGAGAUCUUUGUACUUCAAGGACAGUCUUGGUUGGCUCCCAAUCCAGUUGACCCCUUUCUACCCUGUGGAUGACACCAUAGACCAGCGUGGCACCUGUGGGGAUGGGGUCCUGCAGCCUGGGGAGGAGUGUGACGAUGGUAACCGCGAUGCGGGUGACGACUGUAUCGGCUGUCGUCGGGCCUACUGUGGAGACGGUCACCGGCAUGCGGGCGUGGAGGACUGUGACGGCUCGGACUUUGGCUCCCUGACGUGCAAGACCUAUCUACCUGGGUCCUAUGGAGACCUGCGGUGCACCCAGUACUGCUACAUUGACUCCACACCCUGCCGCUACUUCACAUGAAGAUGUAAGGAGCAGGUAGUGUAACUGGCAGCCAUUUCCCACCCUCAUCAAGCUGGCCUUGCAUUUUCCUGGGCCAGUGUCCAUCCACCAACCUUUGUGUGACAAAAAAUGAGGACAAGUUCUUGCUGCUAAAACGUGCUUUCAACAGUCUGACUGGAAGAAGUUAGGACCACUCUAUCCUGUGUUAAUCCAAAGUACCAGAAGACCUUCUGCAUACCCACCCUGGGAAUUAACUGUUCCCUACCUACCAUCUGGCCAAAUGUCCUUUUCUUCAGGAAUGUCACUCGCACAGGCUGUGGACUGGCUUUACACUGUUACAUACACAUCCUGAGGGCUGUUUUCAUUUGCUCCAAUCUCACCGGUAAGUCUGGGGUACAGACUUCUCUGUCCAAGGAACCUCCAGACACAGCCAUUCUCACCAGAGCAGCCUGCUGUCAGGGCUCUCCAGGCCUGAAGACCACACAGCAGGGAAGUGGACACAUUCUUCAGCACAGCUUACAGCUCUGGACCUUCUGAGGGACUUCAACUGACCAGAGCCCUGCCAAGCCUCAAGUGGAUAUUGCUCCCCCAGGAAGAGACCCAACUGUGAAAAAGUACUGAGAAAGCCUCAAGACCCAGGCUCAGCCAGGUAGAGGGUGGAGGCACUGCUGGCUUGCAUGCUGUGUGAACAAUGACAGAGCAGUGGCCUCUCUCCUUUGAUACUUGCCAAAGGGGCAACUCUUGCAGUUUCCAAAACCCUGGCACCAUCUUGACUUUGUAGCUGUCUGUGCACUUUGACCUCUGUCUGGCAAGGUCAAAGUCUCACUUUAACCUCAUGCCCACUUCCUGUUCUGGGGACUCACUCCACAACCCCACUGGGCAUGGGUGUCUCCUUGUCCUUAGGGAGAUACCAUUCUGGUUUUCCCUGUUUAGGGCCCCACUGCUGAUUAUAUUCUCACAGAGAGUAUAUUCUCGCAGAGACGUUUCUGUCCUGAGCCCCCAUCUCCUUGCUACUUGCUGACUCCUGCAAGCACCCUGUGACCGGGGCCCCGUCUUUUGUCUGUGUCUUUCACAUCCUUGUCCUCAUAGCUGUGUGCCUGAGCUCUUCCCGUUCCUACUGAAUCAUUAGUCUUGCAUGUCUGAGCUGCCUUUCAUCAUUACCUUUCCUGACUGGGGCUUGGCUUUAUUAUGGAAUGGCAUCUCCAGGAUUUUCCCACUAGUUACCAGAUGGGGGAUCUCUACCCCCAACUUCUGGCUUUGUACAAAGCCAUUCAGUGACCCUGAUUCUUGGGGACUCAGCAGGCAGAAGCUUGUGGUGCAGUAGCCCAUCUAGGGUGACCUGCAGGUGCACCUUGUCCCCCAGAGGUCACAUCAGCCUAAAGGUGGUGUCAUGAGAGGCAGGUCCAGUAGUUCCCUUGGCCUCUAGGCAGCAUCCUGGGGAGAUGAUGCUUCCAUCCACUUUCACCACUGUGCCGGGACUUCUGGAUGGGAAAUCAAGAAAAUAAAGGCAGUUCCUCUCUGUGGCUCUCUUCUUUGGGGACUUGGGGCCAGUAUUUCAUUGUUGCUGGACAGAGAGAGGAGCCUGAAUUCAUUUCUGCUUCCUAGAUUCUGCAGAGAAGCUUCUGGAAUGUGAAAGCAUUCCCCCUCCUUUGGGAACAAAGGAAGGAAGGGAAAUCAAGAGAGAUACUUUCCCAACACUGAAAAGCCCAGUCCUGCUAGCCCAGUCCUUCCUCUAACCUGGCGUUAAGACCUUGUUUAGGGUGGGAUGGAGAUCUCUUAGUACUCUUAGACAUGGCCAGGAGGAAGCACACACCUUGGGGGGCAGCACUCUGGUCCUCCUUGUGCCUGACCCUCCCCAAGGCUGAGGAGUCUGUGGGGCCAAGGUGAAAUGCCGCUGGACUUGCACACCUGUCUCUUAGAGCAUAUUUCCAGGUCCCCAGGAAACCAGUUCCCUAGCCACAUGUCCUGAGCCUGUUUCCAAGGCCCACACAACCCUCUUCCCCAUGUCUGUCCUCAUGGGUAUAACCUGUAUUCACCUCCGAGCCUGAGGGGAGCCAGGGAAAAGCUGUCUGUAAGGGUUACAGAAGGAGCUUGGAUGUGCCAUAGACACACCCGAGGCCCCUCCCUGUGUGGGAUGAGUCCAAGGGUUAAAAAAGAAAUGGGUCUGCAGGUGCAGGGCUUCGUGGGAUCUACACAAGGCCUUACAUAGGCCUGGCCUUGUGGUCUGUGUGAAAGUGUAUUUGCUGAGAUAAGCAAAUAGAUCAUAUUCAAAUAAUAGUUUGUUAAUGGGACUCUAACUUAAAUAGGCAUUUGGAAGGUGAGUGUCUGUCUGUGAUCUUCCCUGGACCCCACAAUGUCGAAGGCAGGCCUGGCCCUUAGCCUAGGACAUGAAAGGAUUCCAAGUUACAUGCUUAGAGAAUAUACAUGAUAAUAGCAGCUCUGCCCCAUUAGCACUUUGAAAUGGAGAAGUGAGAGGUCAGGGUGAACAGGUGGCACCCCCACCCCACCUUCCUUGAAACAGAAGUGGGCACAGUCCACUGCCUGGACUAGGCAGCCCUGGAAUAGAUAUCCAGGUGCUCACCUGUGCCAGGGAACUGUUUCCUGAGACAGCGUUGGGCCAGUUGAAAGAGGAGGUGUUGUACUGUAAAGGGCAGAAUGUCUUAACUGGGAACGCAGGUACCUGAGUUCCUUCAUGGCUUAUCCCUUCUCGGCGCUGAAAGAGACUUGAUGCAAGGGCUGGACAUUUGCCCCACUCUAAGAGCUCGUGAGUGAGCCCUGCCCGCUGGCUCUGGCAGAGUUCCUUAGGAAGUGGUGAGUUUCCUGAGGCGAUUCAUAAGGAGUGGUGGAGAAUAGGACAGGGUUGCAGAGAUGCAGUUAGUUACCCAUGAGGCUGUGCCAGUCUAGAUACCACCAUGGGGUGAUUUGUGUUGGCUCAGAAUUUUAAAGUCCAGUCGUGGACAGAGGUCAGGCAUGGUUCAAGCAGGGCCCCACUUCAUUGCUCUUCUGUCAGGUCUGUUUUCAUCUCUUCCUGUUAGUUUGAUCCUUAGGGUGGUCAUGAGCUGACCGAUGCAGUUUCAAGCUUAUAUCUGUUACCCCUAACUUCAGUGUCCAGAGGAAGAGAGAGUAUCUAUUCCACUGGCUCUCAAGAAAUUAUUUUCCAGAAGCUCCCCCAUGAAUCUUGCCUUGAGGCUCCUUGGCUCCUUUUUGAUCCCUUGUCUGUUCCAGAAUUGGCAGGAGAAUGGUAUCUAUUGAUUGAAUAGAAGCUGGUUAUAAAGUGACUCCCUGCCUAUCUCCUGGGGACUCUCCGAAGUGCAGAGGCUGUGUAGGGAAGGAGAGGCUGCUGGACUGAGCGUCGAGGAGGAGGAAUGUGGAAAUGCGUGCUCGGUGUACGUGAUACAUGAUAUCCAUUACAGUGACUGCCUCUCUGGCUUUGCUGCCUUUUGGCAGAAGUAGGUGCUGAGCAACUUGGGGUAAACAUCUGAGAAGACUGGUCACCUCAGAAAGUUCUUGAUUCUGAAGGUCCACUCAGAGAAGCUGAUUUUCACAGUGUUCUGUAGGUCAAGACAGAUACAGUAUAGUUUGUGAGAAAAGCAGAAUAUGGUAUUGUAUUCCCACUUCUGGAUUUGAAGCUUGGCUCUCUUAGUAACUCACUGUUUAAUUUAAUUUACUUAAAUUCUCUGGUUCUCUGCUUUCUCACCUGUAAACUGUGAAUAAUGUUACCUUAUCCUGAGUUUGUAGUGAAUUGUAGUGAUACUAUGGUUAAUAGGAUGUGCUGAAUUUUAUGAAUCAUUGUCACUAUGUAGUAGCUCAGCCAAAUCAGUCACUUCUUUGGAGAACCAGGUUCUUUCCCCUUUGAGGAUGGUGACAUGAGCUCGCUUUUGACAGUAGUUUGCGCCACAAUCCUUUUGCAUAGAAGUCACAAGGAGCAGUGGCCCUCACACCUUCUACGCAUUUGCCUAUUUGAUGCCUGUCAUCGGAGAGGAACAUGCCCCCAGACCAACCUGUAGUAAGUAAGGAGGCCAAAUACCACAGGAACAGUGGACAUCUCAUCAAGCCAAGCAGGCCAGGACAGCAUUGAGGUUUGGGAAAGGAUGGAGUUUAGGGACCAUGUGAACGCAACAGUGAUGCAGUAGUCUCAAAGACAUGAGGAGUGGGGCUGACAUCAGACCCAGGAUCUGACUUCUUAGCGACUUGCAGACGUAGAACAUUGUGCCUACAAAUCCCUAUCAAAGGUUCCUCAUCCAGGCUGGAGAUUGAAACUACUCUGUGUCAAAGUGGCUCAUGAGGCUCAGAUCGUCCAGGCAAGAAUAGAAUUUUUCAUUUUUACUCAUAGGGUUUCAAACUGCAAAGUUUUAACAGCCGGUGGUUUUAGUCACAAAUGUUUGCAGUGAUUUUUUUUUCAGGUGUUAAGAAUAAAAAUGUGAGGCUGAGGUGUCACCGGGGAGGAAACACUAGUUAAAAGAGUGAUUAUGAUAGUUUACAACUGCAGUGAAAACCUCAAGGACUUAGGGCUGACUGACUUUCUCAGUCUGGGCCAAUUUUUAGUGCUUUCAUUACUGAACUGGUUUUGAUACUUUCACCAGUCACAGAAGCCCAAGCUCUGCUCAGCUGACACCCAGGGACCCAGAAGAGUGCUGAGAUUGUCUUGGCCACCCCAGGACUCUUCACUACCCACCUACAAAGUUACAUGACAAAUGUGUAAGUAAGGUGUUCGCGGGAAGCUUGGUACCUAAUCCUUGGGAACCAUUGUCUGAGAAGGUGAUAGGACAGAGUUUCUCAAUUGUUUCCUGGGACAAACAGUUCAUCCAUCACUCUCAUAUGGAGAGCACAUUGGGCCAAAUGGCUAGAGUGUCUCCAAAACUCACUGGGAUUAAUGAGCCUACUUCUUACUUCUGCCCCAGUGACAGGAAUUGUCUGGCCUCAUCCCUCCCCCAUAGUGGAGUGAGCCAAUUUAAACUUUCAGAAAAAUUCCCUUCUUCCCUUUGUGCGGAAACGAUCAGCUUCUAGGUCUUCACCUGGCAGUUCACCAAAGCGAUUGCUGCAUUGAGCCCACCAUUGCCACUUGGGUCUUAAGGUUCCAAGAGCAUGGUUUAUUCUCCUGCAUCUUCUUUUGUAACCAUUCGGAGAGUUUCAAGUCACAUAAGAGUGAUGGAAUAAGCCCCCCACUACCACCACCUCCUCCAACUCCACUUGAGAAAUGAAGGUCACGUUACCUUUCAUCUGAGGGGCUUUCUUUCUGGGGUCCACCCUGACUUCAGUAUCAGACAACACUCCAAAAACACAAUCUUAUUCUUUUUUUGGUACCAGGGAUUGAACUUGGGUCCUUGCACUUGCGAGGCAGGCAGAGGAACCACUGAGCCAAAUCCCCAGCCCAAACAUAAUCUUAUUCAAACAAUAAGUUAGCUAUUUCUCCUGCCGCUGCCCCCACCACUCCCUUUAUAAAAAUGAAAGGGGGCCACAUAUGGUACUAUUUUCCCACAGAAACACUAGUUUCUCAAGACAAUUUCAGUUGGAGUUAUUUUGGUCCCUGUCAUUUCUUCUAGGAUUUAAUCUUUGGUGUUCCAUAAAUAGUACCAUACUCCACCACCCUGCCCCAGGCUGUUUCCAGUCCUUCCUCACCUGGAAUAUGAUGAAGGCAGUCAUCACAGUAGGUCAUCACUUGAGGCUCAUAAAGAGGGACCAUUCUAUCCUGGGGCAAUGGUUCUCAAGCUUUAGGGUUAAUCAGAAUCACCUGGAGAGCUUGUCCUCUGGCCUUCACCCCUUCACCCCAGAGCUUUUUUUUUUUUCAUUUGCUCAGAAAUGGAGCCUAGCAAUUUGUAUUUCUAACAGAUUCCCCAAAAAUCCUGAUAUUGCUGAAUCCAGGACCACAUUUUAAGAGCCACUGCUACCGGGGAGAUGGCUCAUCUGAGAAUAAUGGCAAAUUUGAUAGAACGUAAGUGGGCCUUUGGGUGGCUUGUGAUAGCCUUCCAUUAAAGCAAUGGAAUAUAUCCUUUGAUCCCUUGAAUCUAGGUAGGCUUUUGAUACAUUUAGCCAAUAGAAUAUUGUGGAUGUGAUUCCUGGUAUGUGGCUUCCCGGGCUAUGUCAUAACAGGCAAUGCAGCUUCUUAGAACAGUCAUUCUAGAGAAGACAGCCAUUGCAGGAGAAGACCAACAACACUGAGACCACCCAGCCAGAGAGGCUGUGUCCAUCAGCCCUGUGGUUGAUGGUCCCCAGACGAGCCUAUUUCUAACCAUCCACGCACAGGUGCUAACUUGCACCCUUCAGUUUAGCAUAUCUGCCAGCUGAGUGCCAGAGUAGCUUCAGUUAAAACCUGAAGGAGCAUUUGUCUCUCCAAGUUUGGUCCCAAUUCCUAACCAACAGAUUCCAUGAGACAAAAUGGUUGUUUUGACCAGCUAAAUUUUGGAGUAGCUAAUUACUCUGCAAUAGAUAACUGCUUAUAGAAAUGGGGGGGGGGCCAAACUUCUGCCCAAGCUAAGUGCAAGGAAGGGUCAAGCCAAGAGAAGCUCUAUUGGCUUACAUUUGGCGCCCUCUGCAGGAGCCAGGAGUAGAAAUCUGUCUUUCUAACCUACUAGGCAGCAAAAAAUGCCAGAACUGCAAGUGACCUAGAGAUCUUACUGCCCAGCCUUCUCCACUACGGAGGAGAAACAGGGUGUGAUAUAGCAGAUUGAUUGCAUCAACAGCCUCAAUUCUUCCCACCUCCUGAUGUUCACACCCUUUCCAAAGUAAACUUGGAACUUAUGCCAUCAGUAGUUGAAGUGCCUUUCCCUACUCCUUAGUUCUGAGCUUGGGUCUGUAACUUGCUUUAGCCAGUGACAUGUUAACAAUUGUGACAGAAGCACUUGGUGUUUCUUCUCUCUCCUCUGCCUUUGCCAUGACAACAUACCUGGACUGGACUCCUGGAGGAUAAGACACGGAGCAAGGGCUGAGCUGUUCUAGUCGUGCUGGCCAGCACUGUCCCAGAUCAGCUAACCUCCAACUGCUAGUCAUACCAGAAUUUAGCUAAACCUAGUCUAAGUUGCCGCUCUGCAGAUCUAUGAGCAAAAUAAAUGUUUCUUGUUUUCAGCCAUUGAGGUUUCUUACAAACCAGAAUAGUGGCAAUGGUUAAUUGAAGAUAAAACUCCUUUAGAUGAUGAAUGUACAUCACCACUUUCCUACUGAGAUGUUUCAGGCCUCGCUAUUUCUACCUGAGAGCAUGGGUACCAUUUGCAGAAGGGGCAGAAGGUUCCUGUAAUUUUACUCAGUCUAAAUUUAUUGAGUACCCAUUAGAGGUGCCAUAGAGAAUUAAAAGGAUUAUGGGCACUUGUCCACAGCCCAGCAGGGAUCCAAUGCAUACAUUAUGUAAUGUUUAAAUCAGGUUAAACAUAUUUAUCACCUCAAUAGUUAUCAUUUCUCUGUGGUGGAAACGUUCCAAACCCUUUCUUCUGUCUUUUUGAAGUAUGUGCGUAACUGUUACUGAUAUCCAUAGCGGCUGUAUUAACUCACAUCCCUGUGAGCAUUGGGCAGGGGCUCCCUUUUCUCCAUAUCCUUUCCAACAUUUGUUUUUGUUUUGGUUUUUUUGCAGUUACCAGGUUAAA